AUGGCAUCCUCUGUGACGACGAAGCUCCCAGCAGCAGUACGCAAGCUGUGUCAACAUGGAGUCGAAGCCCUGAAGCCUCAGCUCAUCAAGAAUUCCAAUACUCGGCUGUCUCAACAUUGGAAUCCACCCGCCAUUCCGAAAAGGAGUCAGAGCAUGCUUCGAAAGAGGGCAGUGAGAGAAGGAACGUACGGAAGCUUUGAUGCAACAACUGGAAAAGGAUGGGACCCUGCUUGGGAUAUUGAACUUGCCAAAACUGGAAAUGGCGGUGGCAAUGGCCGCAUUCGGCUUCGUCCCAACAAGAAGACAUCUCGCGACCGCACUCGUGAGCAGCGAGCUCAAAAGAUCGAGAAGACUAUGGAGGAUAUGGAUGAGCAGAUUGCUCAGUACUACAUGGACAGGAAGGCUGAGAAGCCAGUCAAAGACUUUGAAUGGUACUUCAAAAAGCACACCAGAAGGAAGUAG
This is a messenger RNA of Seminavis robusta, 462 nucleotides long. The record is from the annotation of a GenBank genome assembly. NCBI's taxonomy places the organism in Eukaryota, Bacillariophyta, Bacillariophyceae, Naviculales, Naviculaceae.